AUGACAGAGGCAUUCAAGCAAAACAGGUUCAUCGAGAACGAGUUUGGCCGUAUCGAAGAGGCUCUGGCCCGAUGCAAACAGCUUACCAGCACUCUGUUCACUCUCAAGCGAUUGGGAUCAGUGCAACAGAAUAGCACCAGCGAAAACAUUCCAAACAUGCGCACUGUUCGAGAACCGACUGCCGCAGAACGUAGUCAUUUGUUCGAGCGCAUAGUUGCCAUUCAACCGGACCACGAAGCUCGAGUGAAUAGCAUUCAGGGGGUACUGAUCACAAAACCUAACACCGGAAGUGCCUAA
Messenger RNA from Echinostoma caproni, 297 nucleotides. The record is from the annotation of a GenBank genome assembly. Lineage: Eukaryota; Metazoa; Platyhelminthes; Trematoda; Plagiorchiida; Echinostomatidae.